This is a messenger RNA of Hyaena hyaena (striped hyena), 567 nucleotides long. RefSeq names its product E3 ubiquitin-protein ligase RNF181-like. Gene Ontology annotation, molecular function: ubiquitin protein ligase activity. The coding region runs from base 1 to 462 and encodes 153 amino acids. Gene Ontology annotation, cellular component: cytoplasm. Gene Ontology annotation, biological process: protein ubiquitination. The transcript has a single exon. Lineage: Eukaryota; Metazoa; Chordata; Mammalia; Carnivora; Hyaenidae. The record is from RefSeq and is a predicted model, not a curated record.
AUGGCGUCCUAUUUCGAUGAACACGACUGCGAGCCAUUGGAUUCCGAGCAGCAGGCCCGAACCAACAUGCUGCUGGAGCUCGCAAGGUCACUUUUCAAUAGGAUGGACUUUGAAGACUUGGGGUUGGUAGUAGAUUGGGACCACCACUUGCCUCCACCUGCCGCCAAGGCUGUCGUUGAGAACCUUCCGAGGAGAGUCAUCAGGGGCUCUCAGGCCGAGCUCAAGUGCCCCGUGUGUCUUUUGGAAUUUGAGGAGGAGGAGACUGCCAUUGAAAUGCCUUGCCAUCACCUCUUCCAUUCCAACUGCAUCCUACCCUGGCUAAGCAAGACAAAUUCCUGCCCCUUGUGCCGCCAUGAGCUGCCUACUGAUGAUGACACUUACGAGGAACAUAGACGAGAUAAGGCUUGCAAGGAGCAGCAAAAGCACCGACUUGAGAACCUCCACGGAGCCAUGUACACAUGAGGGGCCCCACAUGUACACAUGAGGCGCCUGGGGCUGAGUACCGGUCCUCCAAAUCUUUCUCUUGCACUGCGAAUCCUCAUUAAAGUUUUCUUUACCCACCCUGCA